Molecule: messenger RNA, 2445 nt
Organism: Micromonas pusilla CCMP1545
Lineage: Eukaryota; Viridiplantae; Chlorophyta; Mamiellophyceae; Mamiellales; Mamiellaceae
Exons: 2
Coding region: 1-2445 (814 amino acids)
Cellular component (GO): endoplasmic reticulum
Molecular function (GO): lipid binding
Source: RefSeq, a predicted model, not a curated record
AUGGCCGGCGACCGCGUCAUUCCCGCGGUCGCGGCCGCGUACUUCGCGCUCGUGUUCGGACUCACCGGCCCGGUCGUUCGAUGGAUACUCUUCGGCGUCGGCGUCGUACUCUUCGCGCAGGCGCUGCUGGUGCGAUACGUCCUCGUCGCGCCCUCGAGCGAUGACGCUGACGCGGCGAACGACGACGACGCGACGCGACGCGCCGAGAAAGCGGAAGGCGACGACGACGACGGCGACGCGCGCGCCCGCGCGCCCGCCUCGCGCGACGAGCACCGCGGCUGGCUCGUCCUCCUCGCCCCCGAGUCCGCGGACGACCUCCCGACGCCGCCGGAGAAGCCGCGGAACGGCGAGAAGACGUUCGCGACGCUGCGGCGAAACGGCGACCUCAGCCUCGCGACGUCGGCGGCGGCGGCGGCGGCGUCGGCGGCGACGACGAUCGACCUCGACGGCGCGGAGCUUCGCGUGUUCACCUCCGGGAACGCCAAAAAACGCUGGUUCAAGCGCCACCCGUUCGCGCUGAUCCACCCCGAGGGCAGGCCGCUGUACAAGGGCAAGAGCGUGGUGUGGUGUUACGCGUCGUCGGAUCCGGCGAAGGAGGCGUGGAUCGUCGCGAUCGCCGGAGAGUUGAAGCGACGCGGGGGCGCGAUGGAUCGGAGCGUGUUCGCCGCCGCCGCCGCCGCCGCGGUGGCCGCGAACGGCGGCGAGGGGGGGGAGAUGAAGAUGAAUAUGAAGAGCGAAGGCGGGACGGAUCCCGCGCAGAGGGCGCUCGUGAAGCAUCUCGCGCACAGGGCGACGGUGAGGGAGGCGGCGGGCGCGUCGAGGGCGCGGGACGACGCGAAUUUCGUCGCCGCCGCCGCGGCGAGCGCUUCGGAGGGCGAGGAGGGCGCUUCGGACGAGGCGGGCAAGAUGAAAGCCGCCGCGAGCGCGCUCGCGAUGCGCGAGCUCGCGUGGUCGUCCGGCGGCGCCGCGGGGGCGACGAUCAACGCGCUGCUGUCGCGCGUGUUGUUCGACGCGCUACGUGACGCGGAGGAGCUCGAAAAGAUUCGCCGCGACUUGGACGCGCUCCUCGCCGACGUCCCGGACCUUCCGAAGUUUGUCUCCCCGCCGCGGAUCGAGCGCGUGACGCUGGGGAAGGCCACGCCGCAGAUCGUCUCCGCGAGGGUGCCCGCGAACGCGACCGCGGACGACGUCUCCGCGGCGCCGUGGGACGGCGGCGCGCUCGCGAACCGAGGCCCGUGCUCGUGCGUCGAGCUCGACGUCGCGUUCGACGCGUCGAGCGCGAGCGCGAGCGCGAACGCGCGCGGCGACGGCGCGGCGCCGGAGAUCACGCUGAAGACGCACGUGGACCUGCGCGCGCUGACUGAGGGGGGAGGAGGCGGCGGCGGCGGCGACGCGUCGUCGUCGGUCGGCGGCGGGGGCGCCGAGUCUGGCGCCGAGUCUGGCGCCGCCGCGGCGACGACGGAUUCGUUGACGCCGUUGAAGAAUUUCGCCAAGACGGCGGUGAACGCCGUCGCGAAGACGUUGGAAAACACGCCGCUGACGCUCACGGUGCGGCUCUUAAAGUUGAGCGGGACGCUCCGGGUGUGGAUCCCGCCGCCGCCGGGCGACCGCGUCUGGUUCGGGUUCGUGGACGAGCCCGUCGUCGAGAUGGCGGCGGCGCCCGCCGUCGGGACGUACGGGAUUCGAUGGAAAGAGCUCGGCGAGACGGUCAGCGGGCUGAUCACGAGGAAGUUGCGGAGGGAAAUUGUCGACGCGCUGGUGCUUCCGAACGCCGGGAACGUCGUCGCGGAGGCGCUGAGCCCGUGGGACGCCGCCGCGGUCGGCGUCGUCGAGGUGACCGCCGCGGAGCUGAUCGAGCUCACGAGGCGCGCGCUGGAAGGCGACGCUUCGCGCGGAGACGAGAGGGGGAAGGAAAAAGAAAAAGAAAAAGAGACGACGACGACGACGACGACGACGCUCGCGAAGACGCAACCCGCGAUGGACGAAGUGACGCCGGCCGCGGAGGUGGAGGAAGUCGCGGAGGAGGUCGCCGUGGAAGCGGCGACCGCGUCGUCGUCGUCGCCGCCGCCGCCGCCGCCGCCGCCGCCCGUCGCGUCCACGCCGCCGGCGGAGAUCAGAUCGAAACCUUCCCCGGCGCCGACGCCGGACUCGUCCCCGACCACCGCCGCGGUCGCGUGGCUGAACAAAGUCCAGAGCAACAUGAAGACGGACUUCUCCACGUUCAAGCGCGGCGUCGAGGCUGGCGGCGCGAAAGGCGGGUUCGCCGCGGCCGUGAACAUCGCGCAGCAGAGAAUCAAAGAGGAGCUUCGCGCGGCGCAAAAGAAGGCGGCGGCUGCGGGGACGUCGAGCGGCAGCCCGCGGAGCCCGAAGGUCUACGGCGAAGGGAAGGAGAUCCCGUACGACCCUCUGAGCGUCGGCAGAGGCGGCAAGGCGCACGCGGAGUGA